This is a messenger RNA of Aaosphaeria arxii CBS 175.79, 2428 nucleotides long. RefSeq lists its product as uncharacterized. The transcript is spliced from 4 exons. NCBI's taxonomy places the organism in Eukaryota, Fungi, Ascomycota, Dothideomycetes, Pleosporales. The record is from RefSeq and is a predicted model, not a curated record. The coding region runs from base 1 to 2331 and encodes 776 amino acids.
AUGGCCGCGCACGUAACUAGUCUUCUUCUCUCACAACACCUCAGCCUCUUCCCCUCUCCCCUCCACAUCAACAAACUCAAAACCAAAAAUCGGAGAGCAACUUUUCGUCGGCUUUCCAGCCGUAAGCUUUUGCACGGCACCACUGUCGAAGUCAUCGGGUACGAGCCCCUUGACGACAUUAUCAACGAGAUCAAGGGAGACCUUCUGCUCUCCAAACCCUCUUCGACAGCACAACCGGGUGAAAACCUCACCUCACUCAACUGGGUUGCUGCUUCUCACCCUGUGAGUCGAGCACCUAGCAACCAGCCUCUGGCAGUCCGCAAAACUCGCGCAAGCAGGUCAACGACCUCGGAAACAAACAACAGCGACGUUGGAAGACUGGGCAGCUAUACCAGCAGUGAGGCGAAUGAUUUAGAGUGGGCUUCACGGCCGACUCUAUUCGAAUUUACUGAGCCACAGAUGGCGCCCGGCGUGGAAGCAGAUAGAACCGGUCAACAGUCCGAGCAGACUGCAUCCGAGCAACUAAAUGCUCUUUUGGAUGCCUCCGUUGCUGCACCUCAAGGUGGAACUCGAAAAAAAUUGUUCUCCCUUGGUAAGAAGAUGGAGAAGUUUCGUCUUCGAUCCAAUACGGAUGAGCCAGCAGCUCCGAGCCCACCUUUCAGCAUGUCUCCACCAAACGGUUUUCACAGACCUGCCAAUGAAGUCGACAAUCACCUUCCCGUGCAGAGUCCUCGUGAAUGCCCCCAGAUCGAGCCAGAUGACUUUGCGAAUGCUUGGAAGUUGAAUAUUGGUAGAAGCACAAGAGGGAAUGACCCAUACCAUUCGCAGUUUCCGUCGGGAUUUGCGCCACCAGCGGAGUACCGCGAAGACUACAUGACUGCAGCAGAGAGAGCUGGUCCAGAUGGACCUACGCUUUCCACACUAAAUCCAUCAGUACGGAUAAUUCCCGAGUGUAAGGUGCUCAAAGGCGAUGCAGAGCAGACCUUCUGGCUCGCUGUCGAGGUCGAGGGCAUGAUCCACAAUCGAAAGAUGUACCCGGAUAACAGACUCGAUCUCAUUAUUCUCAUAGAUAAUGCGUACUAUGUCACUUCUGACUGUCUUGAGCAGGCGACCGAGCAUGCUUGUUCUCUGAUGCAUCAUCUUAGGGUUGGCGAUCGAGUUGCACUCUACUCGUCCAAUUGUACACAUGAGAACGUCUCAGGGAACGUGCCCGACAAACUCCUUCCCUUAUCAUGUUUCGGUCCGGCAAUUGGAAGUACCGUCCGCGAUUUAGCAAGAGACAUGCGCAGCCAGGGAGUGCAAACUUGGGAGUGGCCUCGACCAAACCCUAGCCUCGAUGAUAUGCUUAUUGCCAUCCUCAAUGACAUAAAGGGUUACCUUCCCAGGGCUGAACGCACGCAUGUCAUGAUUCUCAGCCCUACACCUAGAGAGGCCCAUAAGGUGUCGGCCAUGUUCCCAAAGCUUCACGUCCACCAAAUCAAUCCCUCCGUCUUGCCAUUCCACAAGGACGAUGGGCUAGAUACUAAGCUCUGCAACCGUGGCUGUUGCGAUAACUUCACUUUGAGUCACUUGGAGCACGACUAUCAAGCGACUGGCGAGAGACUGAAGAAAAUACUGUUCCACGCACGUUGCGAGAGGACCGUCGAUGCGAUCAGUAAGAUUAUGGUCAAGAUCACACCUAUGGCAGGUUGCAAAAUUCUGGAGUGUCGUGGUCCUACGUACAUUCCGCACUUGCGUUCUGGUCAGGUACACACCUUCUUCGUUCAGAUCGAAGUCUCUCCUCAGCAGGUUGCGGAGUUGGAUGUCGACAAUCUUGAUAACAUCAUGAAUGCGGCCUUACUCAAAGACAAUCUCAAACAGGACUGUCUGAAUGCGAAGAUCACGGGGGCCAUAAAGACUCAUAUCCUUUCAAUCGAAAUGAUGUAUAGGAGCAGUCUAUAUUCCUCGCACCAGUGGAUGUUCUCUAAAACACCUUUCAUUAUCUUCAAAGACCUGGGCCGUAUGAGCUCCCCUGUCGACCGCGCUUUCGAAUUUCACCAGCGCCGAAUCUUCUAUGAAGUGACCCAUCUGCGUAGGGGCCCAGCGUUGGAUAAGCUUCGAGAAUUGGCUGCAGCUGUACAGCCAGAUAUCCGCGAACCCAUCGACAACUUGGCUGAGCGUAUGAGCCGCGAACUGCGGGCUCAUACAGCCAUCAGAGACCACGAGGUUGCUAGCCGACAAAACCUCCCCCACUGCUUCGGCCCUUUGAGCAUUUCUGGUCCACACCAUCGUGUGGUUGCUAUUUGGAAGAGAUAUCAGAACCCGGAAGACUUUCCGAUGGACUUUGAAUGAGGCGUCCGAGGUAACGUUGGCUACUCUGUUGGCUGGCGCGAAUUAUCAUUCGAUUUUGAGAAGCUCUGGAUCAGGGCUCCUUUGUAGGAAUAUUUUG